Molecule: messenger RNA, 2025 nt
Organism: Saccharomycodes ludwigii
Lineage: Eukaryota; Fungi; Ascomycota; Saccharomycetes; Saccharomycodales; Saccharomycodaceae
Gene: FAT1
Product: long-chain fatty acid transporter FAT1
Exons: 1
Coding region: 1-2025 (674 amino acids)
Molecular function (GO): long-chain fatty acid-CoA ligase activity; long-chain fatty acid transmembrane transporter activity
Source: RefSeq, a predicted model, not a curated record
AUGUUUAAAAUAAUAUUGAAACUAAUAAAAACUUUAUUAUUCCCAAUAUUAACUUUGCUUCAUUGGAUUACUAAAAAUUAUUCUCAUAUUUUCGCAAACCUUUAUGACUAUUUUGAUUCAAAAACAAGAUUAAGAGAAGAUUUCCACAUUGCUCCUUAUUUUUUCAUAGCACUAUUUUCAUACAUAAAGUCAUUAAUUAUUACCAAAAAAUUCCAAUAUUGGUACAUCUUCGAAUCGAAGGUUUCUAAACACCCUAAGAAAUUAUGUUUAGUCUAUCCUAACUUACAAGCCAAUGGUGAUUUCAAUAUUGAACAAUACACCUAUAAAGAAGUUUAUGAUAUUGUUUUAAGACUAUCCUAUUAUUUACACAACGAUUUGAAUAUCAAAGAAGCUGAAAUUGUAGGAAUGUACUACACCAAUAAGCCAACUUUUAUUUUUUUUUGGUUGGCUUUAUGGAAUUUGGGUGCCAUCCCAGCUUUUAUGAAUUACAACUCAACUGGUGCACCAUUAAUUCAUUCCUUAAAGAUUGCCAACAUUAAACAUGUUUUAAUUGAUCCUGAAACUAUUGACGUAUUUACCCUGAAUAAGCCAGAUAUUAUGCAAAAUUUCCCCUAUAUUAAGUUACAUGAAAUCAAUGAAGACAGCUUAUAUUCCAAUGUAUUGUUUAACGCAGAAAAGUAUCCUAAGUUUAGACAGUCAGAUAAGAUAAGAUCGCCCAAAACUUUGACUGACUACAGUCCUGCCUGUUUAAUUUAUACAAGUGGUACAACAGGGUUACCGAAAUCAGCCAUUAUGUCAUGGCGCAAAGCUUGUUUGGGUUGCAGUCUAUUUGGUCGUAUUUACCAUAUGAAUGGAAAAAACAGUGUUGUUUUCACUGCAAUGCCUCUAUAUCAUUCAACAGCUGCAUUAUUGGGUGUUUGUGCAGUCUUUUCUCAGGGUGGCUGUGUCGCGUUAUCUCAUAAAUUCAGCGCAAGUACGUUUUGGAAACAAGUUUAUCUAACAAAGGCCACCCAUGUCCAAUACGUUGGUGAAAUUUGUCGUUACUUAUUGAAUACAAAGCCCAGCCAAUAUGAACAGUUACAUAACGUGAAAAUUGCUUAUGGUAAUGGUUUACGUCCCGAUAUAUGGACUGAUUUUAAAAAAAGAUUUAAUAUCCCUGUUAUUGGUGAAUUUUAUGCCUCCACCGAAGCACCAUUUGCUACAACCUCCUAUCAAACAGGAGAUUUUGGUGUUGGUGCUUGCAGAAAUUACGGACCAUUGGUAACUUGGUUUUUAUCUUACGAGCAAAGGUUAGUUAAAAUGGAUCCAAAUGAUAGUGCCAAAGUGUAUAGAGAUCCUCAAGAUGGAUUAUGUAGAGAUCCUGAGAUUGGUGAGCCAGGAGAAGUUUUGAUGAGGAUUUUUUUUCCGAAAAAGCCAGAGACUUCUUUCCAGGGCUAUUUAGGCAAUAAAAGUGCUACUGAUUCUAAAGUUUUAAGAGAUGUGUUUCGUAAUGGAGACGCUUGGUACAGAUCCGGUGACUUGUUGAAAAGUGAUAAGUAUGGAUUGUGGUAUUUUGUCGAUAGAAUGGGUGAUACUUUUAGAUGGAAAUCGGAAAACGUUUCUACAAAGGAAGUUGAGGACCAAUUUAUGCAUACUGCUCUUGGUGAAAAGUGUAUUGAUGAAAUAGUUGUUGUUGGUUUGAAAGUUUUAAAUUUCGAAGGUAAAUGUGGGUUUGCAUGUAUCAGUUUGAAAAAAGAUGGGUCUAAUUUUCAAAGUGUUGAACAACGUGUUGAAUUUUUAAACAAAAUUCUGGAAACAUUAAAUAAGAAUUUGCCUAAGUAUGCUCUACCUGUAUUUGUUAAAUUUGUUGAUGAAAUUGAGCAUACCGAUAAUCAUAAAAUUAAAAAGACCAGCUACAGUAACCAAAUGUUACCACAUGGUUCAGGUAAUAAUGAAACACUAUAUUUUCUGCGUAACUAUAAAAAAUAUCAAGAAUUAACAGAUAAGGACUGGGAUGAUAUUAAAAAUAAUAUUAUAAAAUUGUAA